Molecule: messenger RNA, 11111 nt
Organism: Adelges cooleyi (spruce gall adelgid)
Lineage: Eukaryota; Metazoa; Arthropoda; Insecta; Hemiptera; Adelgidae
Gene: mv
Product: lysosomal-trafficking regulator
Exons: 46
Coding region: 289-10422 (3377 amino acids)
Biological process (GO): intracellular protein localization
Cellular component (GO): cytosol; membrane
Molecular function (GO): protein kinase binding
Source: RefSeq, a predicted model, not a curated record
CAGUCGUUUUUAUGCCGUCGCCGUAGCAUAUCGCAUCUCGUGAGUCCAGUUAAUGUUGUGAUAGUGCCGUAUCACGUGUGAACUGUGGUAGUGAUAAGCGCGCCAAGAACAGGAAUUAUAAUAUUAUUCUUUUCCUUCUCAUUCCUCUGUAAUUAUUCUCAAUGCGGCUGUGUUAUGUAACCGGUCGAAUGAGUGUACAGUAAUAUAGGAAAAAUUUACAAUGUGUGUUUCUUCGAAUAGCCGUUGAACGCUACUAUUUAUAUCUUAUACGAUUAACAAUUGUACUACAUGGAUUAUUCACUGCCGAUAAAACCGUCGAAAAUACACAUCUUCUGGGAAGCUUAUUCGAAUAGUACAAAAUCGAUCGAGGGAAACGCACUGAAAAAUGAUUUUAAAAUCGCUUGGUUUGACUUGUUGCUCUCUGAAAUACUAUUCGUCUAUGAGAAGACUAAAAAAAUUCCAGAAGACAUCCCUAAAGGAAAUAUGUCAAAUGCAUUAGUCAAUCAAUUAUUGUCCGAUAUCGAUCAUAUAUGCUCGGUUUCUGGAGAAGAAGAUUUUUCUUGUUUAAAAAAAUAUAUUUUAAAUGAUCGAGGAUGGAGAUGUCUUACUGUUUUACAUUUACUAGGCACACAAGAUGUUCAACAAUUGAAGGAAUUGGCCAACGUUUUAGUAUCAAUGUAUAAUAUAUUUAAUGACGAAUCCGAUAGUAAGGAUAUAAAUCAUGAUGUAACACUGACAAAAGAUAAUCCGUACAUGCUUCCGUCUGACGAGUUCAACCUAAAGCUAGAUGAAUUGAUCAAACUUACUAAAUUCCAAGGUGUAAAAACAAAGUCUAAAAACUCUGGCAGAUCAAGUCCGAGUGUACCUAGAUCCCGUCGCGUUAGCUCUGUGUCAGCAAAUAGGUUUAAAAAUCAAUCCAUUGAAAAUAAUGACAAGGGGAACGAUGUUGCAGAAUCUAGUGAAUCAGAAUCUCAUACUGUUUCUGAAAUACCCAAGUCGAGCACACUACGAAUUCGUUUCAACCCUAUGGAUUUUGAUUAUUUUACGUCUAUUGUGCGUAGUGAAGAUGAACAAGAGUACGAUAACAAUGAAGAAAAAAGCUCCGUAAAAAGAAAAACUUUUUAUCCCGGCUAUUUUUUCGAUGAUCGUAUAAAGACUAUUACUACCUGUACGACAACUCCUAGCAAAUUGAAACUAUUAGUACUUGAUUUGCUUACACAGAUAUUAUCGAAAGGUGCUCAAACCCAAUUUAAUAAAUGCACGUUAAAGAGUAGUCACCAAUUUGUACCGUUCAUUGUGAUGAAAUUUUCUUUGGACAAUAUUUCCCUGUUGCAGUUCGAUCCGUGUAACUUAUAUGAUGACAAAAUACAAUCCAAAAUGUUGUACAACAUGGUUUUAGCUGUAAAACAACUUUAUCAAUACCCGAAUAUCAGUGAAACAAUCACACAAGAAGGUAUCGUGCCAUUGCUGUUGCAGAUUUUAGAAGGUCUGGUGACCAAAUCCAGAGCUUAUGAAAUAAAAGAACAUUCCUGCCGUCAAAAAAUUCUUUUCGGAGUUCUUUGCGCCUUGUUAAUGAUGUACUCGCUGAUGUUGUUUGAGUGUUAUUCAUACAAUAGUCAUUUUCAUUUUUUAAAGCACAUUCGUGUAAUGCUCGACUGUCAACGUGGGAAGUUGAUAGAAAAAUGCAUUUCGGUAAUGCUUAACGUGAGAGGAAAAGAGCUUUGCAAUGAACAUAUUAAAAUUGUCGUAAACCUACUGGGUUUGUUGGUGUUAAACAUGAAAAAAAUAAGACAGCGUAUGGUACACGUUCAGGACUGUAGUAAAGUUCGACACAGGCAUUGUAAUAAAUUAAUGAUGCACCAUCACGAUAAACUUUUUGGAGAAGUUUACGUGAGCAGUUUAGUUUCGUCUCAAGACACUAGUCAGAACUGCUGCGUUACGUCAUUAUCGUUGAUUCUCAUUCGCCUAAUGAUAAAUUUAGAGAGCCCCGACAAAGAAUUAUGGUUUUACCUCGCCAAAACUAUUGGUGUUGCGGGAACGUGUUGUUGUAUACCCCUGUCAGCAGUUUUACCGAAAUUGUUGAAAGUAGUUGGUGAAAACGAUUUCAAGAAGAGUUCCAUGGUGUUGCAACUUUUAGAAAAAACAUUAUACAGAGACGCUGGCGCCGCGUACAAAGACGUCGCUUGCAAGGUGUGUGAUGAUGAAAACAAUGGUACAAUAUCAUAUGAAAAGAGCAAAAUUAAAAAAGAACAAAGAUGGUUGACUUUUGAAUUGUUCAGAAAACUGUUAAUUGGGCCGAACUUAAAAUUGUCUUAUGCCGUUGGGCAGCAUUUAUCUAAAAAUGCUCCUGUAUUUAUAAAAGAUGUUCAACAUAUAUUGUUGUUUCGAAUAUUUUAUCCUGUGUUCAAAGCGAGUGAAAAAUCAUAUAUAGAAAAUAAAAAUGAUUCCGAUCGUUUUCUGUUGAAUGUAUCGCUGAACGUAUUCAACAUACUAUUAGUGUCUUUGGAUUUUACGUCAGAAUUUGAUUCGAUGAACGGAGUCAAGUACAUAAAAGAUCUAAUAACCGAUCCGGUGUUUACUAAAUUGGCGUGUAGCGUUUUAGAAACAAAAAUAAUGUCAAAAAUGUGGACUUUAAAUCAAAUAAAAUCUACUCCCAUCAUAAUAACGGACACCCAAGCUGAAGAUUUGAACGUCAUUGUGAAUGCAGUGUUUAAUUUAGUAGAGUUAUUCUGUAGCUAUGUGAUGAAGCCUCAUUCGAUAGAGAUAAAUUUGAAAUUUAAGUACAGUCUUUCAGUUUUGGCGGAUAUAUUACAAGAUGAAAUUGCAUUUGAUUCUGUAAACAAGUAUAACGACUAUAAUAGCGUCAUAUCUAGAUUGGGAGAUUUAUUUCAAUGUUUGGCUAGACUUUCGUUGACGUGUCCAAGAAUAAGAAGUUAUUUACAAGUAUCGUCCGUCAUACAUCAAUAUGACACGCUCUUAUCAAUUGUAUCUUUACUUUUGAUUAGACCUAUAAUUGUGGAAGGUAAAAUUGAAGUAGCGAUCGAAGACAAAAACGUUAUGAACUUGAAACUAAUUGAAUGUUUAUUGGUGUUAAACCUGUCGAUUUUUGAAAAUAAAAUUACUUUGGAUUCCCACGUAAAAGACUUGUUAAUAGAAGCAUUGUCUAAGGGCCAUAUUGGAAUCAAACAAGUUUGCAGCUCUUUGAUAAGGUGUGCUACAGUAUCUUCCAACCGACACAGGAAUUCUUUAACGACAGGACUGUCAUUAACAAAGUUGUUAGACACUGAAACACCGACUAAAACGGAAUGGAUGCCAUUUGAAGAUGAUGACGAUUUUAAUUCAGGAGAUGAAGGUUACGAUGCUGAUAUUGAAUUUCAGAGUUGGAUUAAUAUUGAUUCUUCUGAUAAGACUGCAGACGAAGUAAUUUGUCAUAAAAUUUUCCAUACAGAUUCUAAAAAACUGAAUAUCAUGCAUCCUGCUUUAUGUACAUUGGCCGUAGAUUUAAUGACUUUUGCCAGAAACCUUGAUAAUUUGGAAGGAAUUAUUUACUGUUUACAAAGACUAAUCGCAAUUUGUAAAGAUAACAACGAAAGCUGUAUAAAACUCGCAAAAGAAGGACUUAUUGCUAAACUAUUAGGUUGUAUUAAAGAACAUAUGGCCAACUCAGACAACGUCGAGCUUUACGAUACAAUUUAUAUUUAUAUGAUGGAACUAAUUGCCUUGAUGGCUUGCCACCACAUUGAGAAUCACGAACUUCAAACAUACUUAGAAAUGUUUAAAAUGAAUAAUCCGUCGCUAAAAUUGGUACUCCUACCAUUGACAUACUUGCUAGAUCAUAUAUCAGUAUUGUGGGAACCGCACUACAGUAUUAAAUUUCCAGCCAAUGUCAUAUCAGACAUACCGAUCAGCGAUAGACCAGCAGAAGCCUUAGCUAUUUUAACUCGAGAAAAUCAUAAAGAAAUGAGACUAUUAACACCUUGGUCAGUUUUUGCAUUGAGUUUGCCUAUAAAUACAGAUCUAGGAUGGUCUAUAUUUUCAACAGGAUUUUCACUGUCAUUGUGGCUUCAUAUCGACCAUGUGCAUAAAUGCCCAAAUAGCAAACUUAACAGCUCGUCUGAAUCUAUUGGGAAAAUCCAAUAUUUUUCCAAGGAAACAAACUCUUUAGACGAUUUAACUCAUAUGCUAUCUAUUGGAUUCGAUGCAAUGCUUGUUGAGUUUUGGGUGAACCCAAAUUCUGAUGGACUUGUUGCAAGACUGUCGAGGCCAAAUGAAAAUAAAUUUGAUAUACUUUCCGAAGCAAAUUUCAACAAUUGUAUAAGUUCGACAGCGUGGCAUCAUGUCGCUAUUAAUGUUAAUAACAUUAAGAAAGGAGAAAAAAACAUUGAAAUUUCAGUAAUAGUAGACGGUUUGUGUGAAAAUAAAGCGAAUCUCUCAUUUAACGGAUUUCUCAUCAAGAAACCUAGGCCGUCCAAUGUCCUCUUAGGCGACACUAGAGAUAUUGCUCCGCCGAUAUCCAUAGGAAAUAUAAUGAUGUUUAGACUUCCAGUAUUAACUAAAGAAUGCGCGUGUACUUUAGUUGCUUUUGGACCAGACUUGGAAAAUUUAGCUGAUUGUUCAAACAAUUUACUGAAACCCAAUUUCAGCAUAUUGUUUAACGAUUCGGUUUAUAACUUGAAUUCAUCGCUAAAUUCUAAUUUCGACUGGCAUCAAAUGGCAAAACAAUGUUACGAAACUAUCAAACCUUUACAAGAUGUCAUAUUAUUAAGUUUUACACCAAGGGAACCUCGCACAGUUUGUCUAUAUUCGCUUACUCUGCCUAAUCCAACGGGAGCAUUAUUUCCACCUACGCAGCCGUUGAUGUUCAAAUUGGCAGUGUACGACUUACGCGCUUGUCAGAGUCCGCCGCAGGUGGUAUCCACGGUUAUUGUGAGUUCGAUUGACGUUUUCGAACCACAUGGAUUUUUGACUGUGGUCAAUAAUAUUGGAGGAAUAUCGUUACUCUUAUUUUUAUUUGCAAGGGUUUUAGAACUUGAUUCGUCGAGCGAUGACCAAGUCAAAGUGUUGAAAGUUCUAUUACACUUUAUGCAGGCCGAUUCAAAACUUUAUUCAGAAUUCAUAAUGCUCGAUGGAUAUAAAUUAUUAACAAAGGCUCUAACCUCGUCACGAACCCUGCCGAGUUGUUCGAUGUUAAUGGUGCUCUUGGAAGCAGGUUGUAACAAAAAAGGAGCAUUUGUUCGAGUCAACGAUGAAUGGACUAUCAAUAUGUUCUACGAAGGAGUAUUACUCAACACAAGUUUUAUCAAAGAAGUAGUGUUACCGUGUUGGAAAAUAUGGACCGACAAGGACGAACAAUCUAUUAAAUAUUUGUUCAAAUUUUUCAAACACCUUCUGUCGUCAAAUCACCCACAUAGAAAAUUUAAUUUAAAACAGUUGCAGUCGUCUGAACUGUUAGAAGUGAUUUUGCUGCAAAUAAAAUGUCAAUUAUUGUUGGAAGAUAGUAACGAAACAGCUUUGUCAUGUUGCGUUCAGAAGGAUUUGGUGGAGUUUGUGCAAAAUGUUUUUGAUUUGCGAAUGAAUAAGAAUUACUUAACUCUGAUAUUAGACUUCUUAAUCGCCGUUCAUUCAGCCACUUGUCUAUAUUCUCCACAUUUCAAACCAUCUGUUUAUUUUGUUUUAACACCUCAAUCAAAAACAUUUUCAUCACCAGAUUAUCAAAUUUUUAUUUCAUCAGAAUCAUGCGAGUCGGACAUUAACAAAUUGCAUUUGAUAAAUGACUAUUCCGAACCAGACUUUUGUAGUUCUAUUGAUACCUUAAGGUUGAAUAAUGAAUUAUUAAAACUUCAGGCCAAACAAAAUUCAACAAAAGACGAUAAAUAUUCCAAAACUUAUUUAUCAAAGGCUAGCGGAGAAACAUCAGAUAGUAGUGAACACAUUAUUCCCGAGGAAACUGGCCAGGAUUCAGGUAUUGAUAGCAGUGUGAAAGAUGUCGGAAUAGCUAUGAAACUAACUGACAAUGAAACCUCUUGUGAUGCUGAUGCUUACGAAGCAGAAGUCUACUUUGACACAGAAGCUAAAUCAAAUAACAUUAAUCAAUUUCGAUUAACCGAUACAAAAAGUAAUUGUGAACUCAUUGAAGGCUUAUUUUCCAUAUUAAGAAAUGCGUUGAUCAAUAUGUCAAGCUCUAUUCCGGAAAAUAUCUUAGACAAAGUGUUCAACAUAGAAAAGUUUAUUAUUCUACUCAACAAUCCUAGACCAAGGAUUAGAAUUAUCAUUUUAAAAAUAUUCAACGUGUUCUUGCAACGUUGUAGUCCGUCAUACGCUAAAAAGUUCUCUACUAAACUCAAAGGGUUUUAUCAAAUGGCCAACGUGUUGGCGUUGCACAACACAACAAUAAGUUUAGUCGAUACUUGUGCUGCAAUGUUCACUGGUAGCUAUUGGCUACCUUUGGAUGAACAACUUCAAUGGGAUCAGACUGUUGAGAUGGCGUCGCUUAACUUUGCUGCGCUUCCGCUAUUGCUAUCACUUAUACCAAAAUCGGCACUUAAUUUGACAUUGUGUUCGAGUAUAGUGAACUUUUUCCUCAAACUCGUAACAAAAAUUCCACAAGUUUUGCCUACUAUCAUCGAGUAUGGUCUGAUAGAAAGUCUGUUUAAAACUUUAUCAAUAAUAGCAUGCAUUUACCCAUCGUAUCAAUCGCACACGGAAUUGAGUAAACAAGAUAUACUUGUUGACGAUAUAAACUCGCUUAUAAUAACUCUAAUUACUUCCGCUAUCCACACUCCAGGAGUACAAAAUAUUCAAAUUCUAAAUGACGCCGUUUAUCAAUGUAGAUAUUUACAAAACACUGAAUUACAAACGUCAACAGAAGGGUACAAGUCAAACUUAAUUCUGAGAGAAACCCAGCGCUUUAUCUUAGAAUCUGGAAUGGACACUAUACAAGAUCUUAUACAGACACAACCUCCACCAGCUCCCGCAUUGACUCGCCUGAAGAAAAAUCUCAGCUCGGUUUUAACAUUAAAUCACACUAAGGAUUUUGUUGUCGAGCCUUCCAUGUCUGCUAGCGAAUCGAGUUUGUUUAGUGUUGCUUCCCUUUAUUACCGUCAGAAACCUUUAUCUCGGGCUGAGCUUGUAGAAAGAUACAAAAACAUUAUCAAUCGGUCUGUUGAGUUUAUUUUUGCCCCAAACGUUAGCUGUGCUGAUGAUACCAUCCCAGAAGUUCCGUUUGCGUGUCAUUUAUUCAAUAUCUUUCUAUACAAUCUGAGUAGCAUAAUUCAAAGUACUCGUGAACAGAGACAACAUCCGUGGGUUUCAAUUUAUGGCGCCGCUCGUGAUCUUAUAAGGUUGCAAGCUGCCAAUUUGUUGGUUUGGCUUUUAAGCCCUCAGCAAACGAAUAGGAUUCGCUUAUAUGCCGUGGAAUCGUUAAUAAAAGAAAUAAGAACAAAAGAUUUUUAUAAAAAUAUAAUUUACAUUAAUCCACAAACUGAACAACGGUUUUACAUGUAUUUGUUUUCACUAAUAAACGCCAAGUUGCCGACGCCAUUAACCGAAGAAGAAUUGUAUAAAUGUGAAGUUUUAAAAGAAAAUCUCAUAGAGUUUGAAUUGUUAACUAACGAAAGCAACGGCAUGGCUUACGAAAAAGAAUGGGAGGUACAAAUCGAUUCUGUCGUAGAAACUAUGAACUUGGAAUUAAACGAGAUGUACGCCAGUCAGAAAAACAAUAUUAUCAAAAGCGUUUGUAAAUGGGAUAACACGGUCAAGUCGAUUUGUAAUGCAGCUUUAUUAUUGACUACUCGUUUGUCCGAAGAACAGAAUUCCCAACGAAAACGGCUAUUAGAAAAAACAAAAGAAAACUUCAGAAAUACAAUUCAAGCUACAUUACGUUGGAAAUCUAUUAUCAAUCAAAUGUCCCACGAAAAGGCACCCUGGUAUUUUCCAAAGUCUUAUCCAACAUCGUGGGAACUUAACCCAACAGAAGGUCCCAACAGAAUGCGAAAUCGUCUUCAACGGUGUCAUCUCAAAAUUGCAAAAAGAUUUAUCAAGCCAGAAUUUUCUCAAAAAGUCGAAAAGGAUACAGUUAAAGGGCCUUUGGAAUAUUUGAUAUCAGAUAAUUUAGAAGUGCCCGUGUCGUCGGCAGUAGUCGAGAGUUUGUUAUCGCAAGAAAAAAUAUCGUACAUGAGUACUGCUAAAUUAGUACUUCUUUGGGAAAAAAUUAAAUGUGAAGUCCUCGUUAGUGAACAUUCUAUCUAUAUUGUCCCAAUUGCCGGAUCUCAGAAUACCGUUCAAAAUGAUUAUUCGCACGUUCUUAAGUUUGACGAAAUUAAGGAAAUACACAAUCGUCGUUAUUCAUUAAAGGAAAGAGCCAUAGAGAUAUUUCUCAUUAAUGGAAAAACAUUUUUAAUCGCUUUUCAUUCUCAACAGGAAAGAGAUGAAUUUAGUAACUAUUUAUUGAAUUUUCCAAUGUCCAAUCGAAUUACCAGUGAAAUACUCAGCGAGACAGUAAAUUUAUGGAGGACAAGACAAAUUACCAAUUUAGAAUAUCUAGGUAUUCUGAACAAGAUGGCUGCACGUUCUUAUAACGAUUUAAUGCAGUAUCCUGUCAUGCCUUUUGUAUUAGCCAGUUACAAUGGCAAAGAGCUAGAUCUAAAUCAAAUGUCUACUUACAGAGAUUUAAUGCGACCAAUGGCAAUACAAAACAAGAAAAAAGAAUCUCAUUACAUUCAGCAUUACAAUUAUUUGAAAGAAGAAAUGCAUCGAUUCGGAACUGAUCCUCACCACUACAGUUCACAUUAUAGUAACUCUGGAACGAUACUUCAUUUCUUAAUUAGAGUCCCACCUUACACUCAAAUGUUCAUCAAAUAUCAAGAUAACAACUUUGACGUACCUGAUCGAUCGUUCCAUUCUAUGGAAGUCACUUGGCGUUUAUCGUCCGAUGAAUCGACCACGGACUUAAAAGAACUCAUUCCAGAGUUUUUUUAUUUACCAGAAAUGUUCAUUAACUUUGAACAGUUAAAUUUUGGAACAAAACAGUCCGGUGACGUCGUCGAUGAUGUACUGUUACCUCCUUGGGCUCAAAACAAUCCUAGGUUAUUUGUAUUAAUUCAUAGGCAACUAUUAGAAUCUGAUAUUGUUAGUGAAAACUUGCCUCAUUGGAUAGAUUUGAUAUUUGGUUUCAAGCAAACCGGUAAAGCUGCGAUCGACGCAAUCAAUGUAUUUCAUCCUGCUACCUACUACGGGUCACACAUAGAAGAAACAGACGAUCCACUAGCGAGAUCCGCAUUUAAGACUAUGGUAAAUACCUAUGGCCAGACGCCAAGACAGCUUUUUCGUUCACCACACCCAAUGACGGUUGAUGAUUAUUCUAUGAAAAACUUGACCAAAAACACUAGUUGUCCAAGUGUUAUAUCGGGCGUAAAGAACUUGAAAUGGGGUAACUACGUCGGUUCUCCUGAAGAAUACGCUCCAAGUUGUAUUUGGAAAAGCCAACAUAAGACUCCGGUUUUUAAUUUCUUACCGCUGCGUACUAACGAUGUUUUCGGACUGUCUAAUAAUUCAGCGUUAAUUUUGACAUAUUCUAAAGAGAAAUCAUUGACAUUACUAAAUGAAGGUGUUACAAUAAUGGCUGUAGCAAUAUUGUCGUGGAGUCAUGCUGACGGCUUAGUACGUAUUAAGCAGCGCAAAGAAGCACCGUCUAGACCGGCUUUAAAAUUCUUCUCGGGUGAUAUAGUCAGUACGAUCGCUACAGCACCGCAUUGUCCAUACAUUUGGAUUGGCUUCAAGACUGGUCUCAUCCAUGUGUACAAAUUUUAUUUCGAUACUACUGCUGGAAACGUAAUGAUAUAUAACGAACCUUUCAUUCUUGUUGGACAUCAAAGUGAAAUUUCAUGCAUUUCCGUAAAUCCAGCUUUUAGCGUUGCCGUGAGUUGUGGAAACGAUGGCUCGGCAAUUCUUUGGGAUUUAAACAGUCUUACGUAUGUGCGAUCGUUACAUCCAAUGGAUUAUUCAAUUAAUUUAGUUACAAUAAGUGAAACACUGGGUGAUAUAGUGACGAUCGCCUAUAAUGUGAAUACUGAAAAGUCUAUUAUGACUCUUCAAACGAUAAACGCCUCUGUUGUCGGAACCGUAGCCAGUGAUAAAAAAAUUACAGCUGUAUGUUUUUCUAACGCACCCGAAGGUAUCUCAGUGAACGUCAUAGCAACCGGAUUGGAAGACGGAAGCGUCAAGUUAUAUAGUACGUGGGAUUUAACUUUUGUGAGUGAAAUACCGAUUAGCCACUUUGAUGGUGCUAUAAUUGCGAUUAUUUAUUCAAACGAUUCUCAACACUUAUACAUGUCUUCGGAAGGCGGUACGGUAACUAUUUGGGGGUCGUUUGGUUCGAAACGAGUCAGUGAAACCCCGAAAUUUUUAAACCUCAGUAUGCUAUGAGAAAGUAAGGGAUUGGUUUUUGUAUAAAAUAGUAUUAUCAUAAGACUGUAAUGUUGAACAAAAAUUCAUUUCUAAACAAUUACCUUUACUAUAAUUUUAUAAAUAUUUCUUUAUUGAGUUUACUACUGUAAAUAUGAAUUAUUGAUAACUAGUCCAUAUUCCAUAUUUAAGUGCAUUUAUUUAAAAAUUAUAUUUUAUAUUUAUACAAAUUUGUUUAAGAUAGAACUUAUCAUAGUUUUGUAAAUUAUUAGUAUAUAUAAUUUAUGUACUGUUGUGUUAAUGUUUUUAUUUAUACAUUUUUUAUUAUGGUUUUUUUUUUCACUUAUAAACUGAGCGUGUAUUUUAUUGAAAAUUUAAUAACUCAAAUUUUCUUUAUAUUGACUUAUCAUUGUUAUAAUUGGUUGAGUUCCUACUUAAAAAUUUUGCAAAAUUAAUUAAAUUUUUUUGUAAUAGUAAUUUAUUUAUAUUUUUUUAACAUAACAAUAACUUAAGCGACAUCACAUUUCCAGCAAUAACGUAAUUUUUUUAAUAAGUCAACGUGAUAAUGAUCGACAGUGCCAAUGUGGAAAAUAUUAAGUAUUAUUGAGUUGUUAUAAACCUUUGUUUUACUUGAAAAAGUAUUAAUAGUAUUUAUUUAUAUAUAUUCUAUAUAUUAGAUAAAAAUCUGUAAGAAUUUAUGUUAGUGUUAA